GCCUCUUUGUCUACCAUGCUGUGGCUGACGUUUACCGCUAGAAACAUCUGUAAAGAUGUGUCCAAAGACCCGCUUCGUGCUCACGACAGGAACAGACCGGCCCAGACUCGCACCAAACCAACCAUCCUCAGAUUUUAUCUCGUAAGUGACGGAAUCCCUCUGAUCAUUGUUGGAGUUACAGCAGCUUUUGGCCUGGAUAACUAUGGAAGCAGAGAUGAUGCUUUAUAUUGUUGGAUGGCAUGGGAACCAAGCCUGGGAGGUUUCUAUGCCCCCAUGAGUCUUCUGGUCUUAGUCAUGUCCGUGUACUUCUUGUGCACCUACAUCCAGCUCAAACGCCACCCUGAGAGGAAGUAUGAGCUGCGGGUGCUGAGCGAGGAGCAGCAGCAGUUAUCAUCCAGUGAGUCAAACCAUCAUUGCCACGUUGACACUGGGGCAGCUUCCGGGCUCGCUGCCGAUUGUCCGUCGUUUGCUCCUGGUGUAUCAGUGCUGGCCAACGAGCACUCAUUUAAAUCUCAGCUCAGGGCUACAGCCUUCACCCUGUUUCUGUUCCUGGCUACCUGGGCAUUAGGAGCACUGGCAGUAUCCCUGGGACAUUUUCUGGAUAUGAUAUUCAGCUGCCUGUACGGGGCGUUUUGUGUCACAUUGGGACUUUUUCUUCUCAUCCAGCACUGUGCCAAACGUGAUGAUGUAUGGCACCGUUGGUGGGCUUGUUGCCCAUCCAAAUCCAAGACGGAGGAUGGCAAUGGGAACGGACAACGCCAGAGGCAAGAGCUCCAUCAGCCACAAUGCCACCUGAACUCCCCGUGCUCAGGCAAGCAGCCACUGCUUUCUCCUCACUUUGUACAGGGUUCUUGCCACAAAAUUGCACCACCUCAGACCCUCACGCCCAAUCACACGGGGCCAUGCUGCGUGGCUGUGAUGAGUCCUGUCGUGGCAACCCCCAUCUCACCUCUCGCCGAGCGGGUGUCCUCGCCACGUCCGCAGUCGCUUCCCGAUGAGCUCCCUCGUCCUGCUCUGCCGCUACAGAGCUGCCUUACGGACAGAACUAAGUCACGCUCUUUCAACCGCCCACGCCCACGCCUCCAGGACUACCGCUCUCACAUGACCUCCACCAGCAUGGACGGGAGUGUUCACAGCUCCCACUUGGACAGCCCACACACUGCACACCACCUGGAAGGCUCACCCCUGGUUUGCAGCAGCCCACACCCAGACCUCCAGCUGCCCUGCCCCAGCCCUCACUUGGAUAAGCAGCUAGCUUCCUGCCACACUUUGCAACGCCAGACCUCGUGCCACAGCGUACAAGACUCAAUGACUUCCUGCCACAGUCACGCACACAACAUGCAUGACAGCAUCACUUCCUGUCACAGCCUCCUUCUGCCUUCUCAUGGGGUCCACACCUGCCAAUGGCACAUUUACAGUUCAGCUGAUCACUCUUCCACAACUAGCUGCUCUGAAAAACCCGAACCGUUCACUUUGCAAUAUCAGCAAGACCCAGACACAUACAGCUGCAUGUCAAAGACAACAGAAAAAGACAAGGACAGUCUCUGCGUAGAGAUGGAGCAUAAAGGUUUCCCAAGAAAUACUCUGCCUCGGCAGCACGGCACCAUCAGCCGGCGAGGCACCAUCGGCAGGAACAGGAGCCUGCAGGAAGACGGCCUGUUUGGGUCAGACGCCACAGGAAACAUACGGACUGGACCUUGGAAGAAUGAAACCACUGUAUAG
Messenger RNA from Scomber japonicus (chub mackerel), 1722 nucleotides. It is a transcript of the gene adgra1a, whose product is annotated as adhesion G protein-coupled receptor A1a. Gene Ontology annotation, molecular function: G protein-coupled receptor activity. The record is from RefSeq and is a predicted model, not a curated record. The coding region runs from base 16 to 1722 and encodes 568 amino acids. The transcript is spliced from 3 exons. Gene Ontology annotation, biological process: G protein-coupled receptor signaling pathway; cell surface receptor signaling pathway. Lineage: Eukaryota; Metazoa; Chordata; Actinopteri; Scombriformes; Scombridae. Gene Ontology annotation, cellular component: plasma membrane; glutamatergic synapse; postsynaptic density.